Molecule: messenger RNA, 2124 nt
Organism: Trichosporon asahii var. asahii CBS 2479
Lineage: Eukaryota; Fungi; Basidiomycota; Tremellomycetes; Trichosporonales; Trichosporonaceae
Product: septin ring protein
Exons: 4
Coding region: 1-2124 (707 amino acids)
Biological process (GO): cytoskeleton-dependent cytokinesis
Cellular component (GO): septin ring; septin complex; cytosol
Molecular function (GO): GTPase activity; molecular adaptor activity; GTP binding
Source: RefSeq, a predicted model, not a curated record
AUGCCGAUAAGCCUGCGCCGGCGCACCCGCCGCCCCUCGCCUGAGCCUGCGCCAGCGCCGUCGCUCGGCGCACUCAGCCUGCCGGACCUAACCGCGCCAUUGGUCGAUACGGACCACUGGCCGCCGCCCGUGCCGCCCGUCCCGAGCGGACAUGUGCGCGGAGGUUCCGGAGGUGGCGGGGGCGAGAGGGGCAUGCCCGGCAUGGUCGGGCUGGGCAUCAGCGCGACAGGACGCAGGGACAGCGGCAGCGCAAGCCUCAGCACCAGCGUGCCCAAGGACGCACGCCUGAAUGGCCAGCAAAGCUCAUUCGGUAAGCCCGGGGUUGGGAACCCGUGGGGCGCGAAGCGGUGGACGCAGAGCGCGACUAGCAUGCACGGGCGGAGUGGGAGUGGAGACCGCGGAGGCCGAAGCGGAGGGGGCCACAGCCGACACGGCAGCGGUAGCACCGUGACUGGUGGCCACGGACACCAGCGGCAAGGAAGUAGUAGUAGCGGCUACAGAGAACACCGCGAGUGCGGAGGAGCCGGGUACGGACCAGCAGUGUACGGUACCUGCGGCGGCCCAGGGGGUGGGUGCGGCGUGCCGCCCGUCCCGCCCCUGCCGGGCGUGGUGCCGGAGAGUGUGGCGUCUUGCUCUGCGCGCGACUCGCAGUCGACGAUCAACCUCUCCGGUAUCCCAGGGAUGGGCGAGAGCACCACCACCCUGCCCUUCGGCGACAGUACCCUCUCCCCCUACUCGGCCUACGGGUACGGCGCGUACGGCGGGUCGCAGACGUUUCCCCGCUCUCCCACAUUAGGAUCAAGUACUUACCCAUCUGCAGAGAGUCUCAGUCUUUUGUCCAAAUCACGCGCCAGUCAACAGCAACAGCAACAGCAACAGCAACAGCAAAACCUCCCGUCGUCCCCCAGGGGAGGGCGCGCUCCAAGCCUCGUGAAGGAUGUGAAUGGCGCAAGCCCCGAAUUUCACCGACCGUUUGCACAGAAUGUCGUCUCCCCGCCCAAGAUCCCCACCGCCCUGCCUGGCACCGUUAGCGCGAGGAAGAGGGCGCAGAAGCGCGUUGCCGCGCUCACCAUCAUGGUCGCCGGCCCGACAGGGAGUGGCAAGACCUCCUUCAUCGAAGCCCUCACGUCCGUGCUGGACCCGAAUCGACGCCGCCUCGCCGUGCGCAUGGGCCCCACAACCAGUGUGGUCCGGCACGAAGUGGUGGGCACGUCGGACCGCGUGCGCCGCCACUUUGUGAUUCUCGACACGCCCGGUCUGCCCAGUAACGACAUGGUCACGACGCCGAUACGCGGCAAGGCGCUGAAUGCCCUGAUUGCCAUUCUGGAGGAGAGGCAGGCACGCCUGCUCGAUGAGGAGACCAAGGUCGUUAGGCGGAAGAGCGACGGAGGCGAAUUGGUUCAUCUGGUCAUCUACGUCAUCGACGCACGCACGAUUCUCACCCCGCUCGCCAAGGUCGACAUUGACUGGGACACAGUCCAGGAGCCCCCGCCCUGCGGGCCUAGUACGCGGCCAGAGUCGGAGCUCCUCGAGGCGGACCCCACAGGGGUCGACGCGAGGCUGCAUCUGGACGACAUUGAAGCGAUCCGGCGCUUCUCUGCGCGCGCCAACGUGCUGCCGAUCCUCACGCACGUCGACGCCUUGACUACCGGGGAGCUCUUCGCCGUGCGCCUCGCCGUGAAGCGCGAUCUGGCGACCGUCUUCGGCAAAGACCCCCUGGGGGGCUGGGGCGUGCUGACGGCCGGGCAGGAUUUCGAGCCCUUCGAGCCCGGGUCCGAGACGCCGCCGCCGUUCUCCUCCGAACUCGCGUCUGUGUCCGAGGACGCGGACGCGGACGCGGACGCGGACGAUGGGUCGAGUACCGAGGGCGAGGAGAACGAGGGGGGUAGAUUGGAGCUGCCCUACGGUGUGUUCAGCCCCGAGCCUGGGCUCGGGUUCAACCGCAAGUUUAGGUGGGGCAAGGCGAACGCGAGCAACUACAAGCACUCGGAUCUGCCGCAUGUUCGCGAUGGCAUCAUUCAGGCGACCGAGUGGCUGAGGACGAGCACGAGGGAGGUCGUGUAUGAGCGCUUCAGGACCGAGAGGCUGUUGAAUGCCAAGGGCGUCAAGUCGCUGCGCAUCUAG